Messenger RNA from Penicillium daleae, 333 nucleotides. RefSeq names its product RNA-binding protein. The transcript is spliced from 2 exons. The record is from RefSeq and is a predicted model, not a curated record. Bases 1 to 333 code for a protein of 110 amino acids. NCBI's taxonomy places the organism in Eukaryota, Fungi, Ascomycota, Eurotiomycetes, Eurotiales, Aspergillaceae.
AUGGCUGAACCAGAGGAACUCGAGGAUGAUCUCUUCGCGGAUCUUUACGAUGCUGACGACUCAACAAAUCGCGCAACUUCUGCCGUCGAGGCUCCGAAGCCCGCAGCGCCUGCCCCAGCAGCAGUCCCUGCGCAACCUGCUUACGAGUCCGCCGUCCCGAGUUAUGACCCUUCGCCUGCGGAUUCAUACGCUACACACGCUCCCUUCCAGCAGGACUAUAGCUCAGGUGCUUAUAAUGGCACGGAGCAUGCCCACGCUCAGCCCCCGGCGGCGGCACCCCCCGCGGACCAUGAAGAGCCCAGGUCAGGAACGGGUAUCAAGGAAGACGGGUAA